AUGAGCUUUCCCAAUCCUGCUACUUCUGUCAAAUUAGUCUUAUUAGGGGAAGCGGCAGUCGGUAAGUCGUCCUUAGUAUUACGCUUUGUUAGUAAUGAUUUCCAGGAGAACAAAGAACCUACAAUAGGAGCGGCAUUCUUAACGCAGAAAUGUACGAUCGGUGACCGUACCAUCAAGUAUGAGAUCUGGGAUACUGCAGGUCAGGAGAGAUUUGCUUCUUUAGCACCAAUGUAUUAUAGAAACGCUCAAGCGGCAUUAGUUGUUUAUGAUAUUACAAAACCUGCAUCAUUUAUAAAAGCAAGACACUGGGUAAAGGAGUUGCAUGAACAAGCAUCCAAAGAUAUAACAAUCGCAUUAGUGGGAAAUAAGUAUGAUUUAGUCGAGGAUGAUAAUGAUGGUGAGGACAGUUUACGGAAGGUUAGUAUUGAAGAGGGUAAGAGCUUGGCAGAUGAAGAGGGUUUGCUAUUUUUCGAAACGAGUGCUAAAACUUCCUAUAAUGUCAAUGAGGUGUUUAUUGGCAUAGGUAAUAAGAUUCCCGAUAAUACCAAGAAUUCGAAUUCCAAUCAACAAGGUCCAGGAAACGAAGCAAGUAGAGAGGGCCGUAUUGACUUGAGCUCCAAUUCAAAUGGCUCUGCAAGAGGCGGUGAUUGUGCUUGUUGA
This is a messenger RNA of Priceomyces carsonii, 660 nucleotides long. It is a transcript of the gene VPS21, whose product is annotated as Rab family GTPase. NCBI's taxonomy places the organism in Eukaryota, Fungi, Ascomycota, Pichiomycetes, Serinales, Debaryomycetaceae. Gene Ontology annotation, cellular component: Golgi apparatus; endosome. The record is from RefSeq and is a predicted model, not a curated record. Gene Ontology annotation, molecular function: GTP binding; GTPase activity. Bases 1 to 660 code for a protein of 219 amino acids. The transcript has a single exon.